This is a messenger RNA of Polypterus senegalus (gray bichir), 1292 nucleotides long. Its product is annotated as claudin-16-like. Gene Ontology annotation, cellular component: plasma membrane; bicellular tight junction. Bases 344 to 970 code for a protein of 208 amino acids. The record is from RefSeq and is a predicted model, not a curated record. Lineage: Eukaryota; Metazoa; Chordata; Cladistia; Polypteriformes; Polypteridae. Gene Ontology annotation, biological process: cell adhesion; bicellular tight junction assembly. Gene Ontology annotation, molecular function: structural molecule activity. The transcript is spliced from 6 exons.
AACCUCCACACCUUCCCCAACCCAAACACACCGCGCAGGCCCUUCACGGCCGCUUAAUUAGCGCGAGAUGGCAGACACUGCCUGCAGGCACGAGACUUGCUGAUUGGCGUGCGCACGCGAAAACGCGCAGAGCAUGGAUUGGAAUUCCUACAACGAGAAAUAAACGAAACGUCAUUAGGUCAACAACAUUGUUUUGAAGAUGGUUUGCUCACCUCGGCACACUGGGUUGUUGGGAAAAGCUGUAGUACCCAGUGAACACCCAUGAGGAUGCAAGGAGAAUGUGCAGACUGAACUGGGGCCAUUGUUCUUCCAGAGACGGAUUACUCUCCUGUAGCCUGUCACUAUGAAAUGCUUCAGUUCCAGAUGCCGUGGAUUAUGGUGGGAAUGUGUGACUCAUGAAUUUGAAGGGAUUACAACCUGUGAAGAGUAUGACUCCAUCCUAGCCGAACACUCACUAAAGCUGGUGGCCACCCGAGCACUGAUGAUCAUGGCAGACAUCCUAACAGGAUUUGGCUUCAUCAUACUACUCCUUGGACUUGACUGCAUAAAGUUCCUGAAAAAUGAGCCUGGCAUAAAAAUACGCAUCUGCUUUGUGGCUGGAAUCACAUUGCUCUUGGGAGCUAUACCUGGUAUGGUGGCAUCGGUGUGGUAUGCUGUGGGAGUGUAUGUAGAGCGCUCCACUCUGGUCUUCCACAAUGUCUUCCUUGGCAUCCAGUUUCAGUUUGGCUGGUCAUGUUGGCUUGGUAUGGCUGGCGCUAUGGGAUCUGGUCUGGCAGGAAUGGUGCUGACCUGCUGCACCUACCUCUUAAAAGAUGUGGGGUCAGGACACAAUCAUCCUCCUUAUUAUCAACAUUCUCGGACAGUCAAAGGAAAAAAAUACAAAACAACCAGCCACUCAUCCCCUGCCAGUAUGUACUCCUACACAAAGACUGAAACUGCUAAGAACUAUGCCAUUGACACAAGGGUAUAGAGUCCAGGGGCAGAGCUCACCGCUGUUUCUUCUUGCACAUGUGUGGUGUGUUUGUGUUCUGCCUCCACUUUGCAUUGAAAACAUCUUAACCUGCUGGACAGAAACACAGCGGCAAGCUUGUUCCUUGCAAACUCCACAUUUGAGCUGAAAUCAUCCUUGUCAACACCCCACUGAAACAGAAAAUGAGAGAUGUCUGUGAAUCUGGGACAGCUGAACUGAACCACUGUUUACAAAUUAUCUCAAAUGGGCCUUGUAAAUCUCAAGGGGUCGCAUGAAAUGUGCAAAUCAGUAGCUAAUACCUAUUAGGGGGCUCUCGAGAAUA